Histoplasma capsulatum G186AR is the source of this 378-nucleotide messenger RNA. RefSeq lists its product as uncharacterized. The transcript is spliced from 3 exons. Bases 1 to 378 code for a protein of 125 amino acids. The record is from RefSeq and is a predicted model, not a curated record. NCBI's taxonomy places the organism in Eukaryota, Fungi, Ascomycota, Eurotiomycetes, Onygenales, Ajellomycetaceae.
AUGACGUCACUAGCAGGCACUUGCGCUCGAGAUAGGGACGGGAAUGAAUACGCAUUAGGGAGGGAGGUUGACGAAACAGUUGUCAGAAAUGCUCUACCGCUUGCCUCGAAUCGUAACUAUAUGUGGAGAACGACUCAAUUGAAAAAGGUUGCGAAUGUGUUAGUUCUAGUAGAGCAUGCCAGAGAUAGGGCGGCACACAUCGAAGAACUAACCGCCCCAACCGUUUCCCGAGAGGGAAUAUUUGUCGAAUCAUAUCAAAAUGCCAUGGAGCAACAACAGCCACUUUCCACCGGUCCCGAGCCGCGCUGUACCAACCCAUGGAAUGUUAAAACCACACAGAUCAUCGUCCGCUCCAUUCAACCAUUGGAAAAAGUGUAG